CCUGAAGGGAAAAUCAUGCCAAAUACCAUUUUUGUGGGUGGAAUAGAUAUAAGGAUGGAUGAGACAGAAAUUCGGACCUUUUUUACACGAUAUGGCACAGUUAAAGAAGUGAAAAUAAUUACUGACAGAACUGGUGUCUCUAAAGGAUACGGAUUUGUAUCAUUUUUGGACAACGUAGAUGUACAGAAAAUAGUUGAAUCACAAAUAAACUUUCAUGGGAAGAAGCUCAAAUUGGGACCUGCAAUAAGAAAACACCCAAACUUAUGUGCCUAUCAUGUGCCACCCAGGCCAAUGCUUAUUAAUUCCCCUACACCUCAGUUCCAUAGUGUUUGGAGUAACCAGGAAACAUAUAUGCAGUCUCCAGCUGUGAUGAGUCCUGUAACACAAUAUGUUCAGGCCUAUCCUUAUGGUUCUCCAGCUUUAUUAAUUCAGCAACAAGUCCCUGUAGGAUACCAGCCAACUUAUAAUUACCAGAUUCCACCACAAUGGCCUCCUGGAGAACCAAGAAAUUACAUCGUCCCUCCGGCAUAUACUACAGUGAAUUAUGGUAGUGAAAUGGAUGUAGGAACUGACCAAGCAGAGUGUUUUAUGACUGACACUGCACAGUCAUGUGCAAACAGUCCUCAAAAGAAAUCUGUGGAUCGCAGCAUACAGACAGUAGUAUCGUGUCUAUGUAAUCCAGAUAAUCGGUUGAGGAACAAUAUUGUAACUCAAGAGGACUAUCUUAAGGAGAAGAGAGCACAUCAUUUUAGAAGAAGUAGAGCUGUUCUUAAAACUGUUUGACUCAACAAU
This is a messenger RNA of Notechis scutatus (mainland tiger snake), 792 nucleotides long. It is a transcript of the gene DAZL, whose product is annotated as deleted in azoospermia like. Gene Ontology annotation, biological process: positive regulation of translational initiation; 3'-UTR-mediated mRNA stabilization. Gene Ontology annotation, cellular component: cytoplasm. Gene Ontology annotation, molecular function: mRNA 3'-UTR binding; translation activator activity; protein binding. The record is from RefSeq and is a predicted model, not a curated record. Lineage: Eukaryota; Metazoa; Chordata; Lepidosauria; Squamata; Elapidae.